GUUGAUUCAAUCCCUGAGCAUAUGAUGCCAGGUACAGCACACAAAGUACAGAAGAGCGGUUCGAACACGGAAAAGUCGAACCAACGGACACCUCGGGCCUGCGAUCGAUGCAGACUCAAGAAGGCCAAGUGUGACGGUGGUGUUGAAUGUGAGACCUGCCGUGUGAAUCAGAGUCGAUGUGUGUAUACUGCCAGAAGGGGGCGGGAGGCCAGAAAAUACUACCUCGAAAUGCGCGAGGUCAUGGAGGAAGCUCUCCACCGCCUCUACUGGGCUUGCCGUGACCGGUCUGGGUACCCUGGGACCAUUCCUGUCGAACAUGAACAGAACGAACCGGUCACCACGACGGACAUACUCGCAAGCUUGGGCCUAUCUGCAACCGGACACGACGAGUUGACUUCAUCUCAAGAGGCAAGCGUCCUAACCUCCUCUUUGCCCUUUUCUGAACAGUCGUUGUCCAAUUCUGGCACCAGUACACAAAGCCCAGUCUCAGCUGUUACAUCUCCUUCGGAGAUGAAGUUUCCCUUACAUCCUCCCCCAAUGCCGCCGGCAAUAUCCCACGGGGCGCCCUUUUUCGCAGCACCAGAGAGACACGAUGGUAUUCCCAGCCGGAUACCUUUGCGGGCAGCAACGCAGCCUGCAGGCAUUUACGGGCUCCGACAGAUCCAGCCCCAGGCAACGAUGGCAUCGAUGGCCUCAAUGAAUUCACUGCCUGCUUCGUUAUUGGAUCCUGAAGGCUCGAUGUUUGUGCCACAGCCGGCUUCCUACCCCAGUCAACUCGACUCAUUUGGCGAUGUUGACCUCGUUGUCAAUGACCAUUUUUGCUGGACAGUGCCUGGACCUUCCUUCAAUGGAGAAUCCUAUGACCCAGUCUGA
Capronia coronata CBS 617.96 is the source of this 873-nucleotide messenger RNA. RefSeq lists its product as uncharacterized. NCBI's taxonomy places the organism in Eukaryota, Fungi, Ascomycota, Eurotiomycetes, Chaetothyriales, Herpotrichiellaceae. Gene Ontology annotation, cellular component: nucleus. Gene Ontology annotation, molecular function: DNA-binding transcription factor activity, RNA polymerase II-specific; sequence-specific DNA binding; zinc ion binding. Gene Ontology annotation, biological process: positive regulation of transcription by RNA polymerase II. The transcript has 3 exons. Bases 22 to 873 code for a protein of 283 amino acids. The record is from RefSeq and is a predicted model, not a curated record.